This is a messenger RNA of Colletotrichum higginsianum IMI 349063, 1962 nucleotides long. RefSeq names its product HET domain-containing protein. The transcript has 2 exons. Bases 1 to 1962 code for a protein of 653 amino acids. NCBI's taxonomy places the organism in Eukaryota, Fungi, Ascomycota, Sordariomycetes, Glomerellales, Glomerellaceae. The record is from RefSeq and is a predicted model, not a curated record.
AUGCAAAUAGAUCGCAACCUAAAUUUUGACGACGUUCGGACUACGUGGGGAGAUCUGCCUGACCUGCCUAUCUUCUCUAGCAAUAUUGCCUUCGCUACAGUCCCUGGCUUCGUCGAGAAGGAGAGGUCUAUGGCAGCAGAAUCCAUGCGUGGCAGCGAAAUACACUACAUGGAAGCAGUGAUUCGACUAGAUAAAGGCACCGACAACCUUUGGAAAGCCUUUGAACAGCACGAUAUGUUUCCAAUAGCAGAGAAUGAUGAUCGUGUUGCGGAAUGUGUACCACACCGGCCAAUCGAGCAUCAUGCGGGAUCUGAAGACAACUUCACUCGCAUGAAACAUUGGCUUCAGACUUGCCUGCAGCAUCAUCCCAAGUGCAGGAUCGAUUCAGGAAAGGCCUACACGCCGACUAGACUCAUGAAAAUCUGCGAGACCGACGAUGGUGACUUGAAGCUCAGACUCGUUCGCACCAGGUCAGAGACCGAGGAGACGGCAUAUGUUGCAUUGAGCUAUUGCUGGGGCGGGGACCAAGCUUUGAAGUGUACUCAGGCCAACGUGCAAGCUCUCGAAAGGGAUGUGCCUUUCAAAGGCCUUCCAAAAACUUUGCGGGACGCCGUGGAGGUGUGUCGACGGCUGCAAGUGGCGUACAUGUGGGUCGAUGCGUUGUGCAUCAUCCAGGACGACGAGGUUUCAAAACUGGCGGAAGUCGGGAACAUGGCUCAAGUCUACAAAAACGCGUUGUUCACGAUAUGCGCGUCCUCGGCGAGCUCGACAACCGAAGGAUUCCUCAACUACCGGAGCUCGCCCUUUCAGGAUCCGAUAACGUUCCGCGUGCCAUUUCGAAACGAGAGCGGCGCUGAAACGUCGAUUGAUUUGGCCAUCGAAAGGUAUGGCGAGCCCCUCCGAACGGAGCCACUUAGAGAUCGAGGAUGGGCGCUUCAAGAACAGCUGCUAUCUCGGAGACGCCUGAUGUUCACGACAUAUCAGCUGCAUUGGUCCUGUGCAAGCCUGCUACCCGGUGAGAACUGGAUCGACGGAUACAAGGCAACGCCCUCGAAGGGGUUGGGGGUAACGGAUAUCCCCCGACCCUUCGUCGCCGACGACGGCCUGAGCCAGGAAGUGUGGAAGCAAAAAGCUCUGACUUCAUGGCAAACUGUCGUCGAUGAUUAUGUCAUGCGCAAGCUUUCUCUAGAAGAAGAUCGACCACUUGCAAUCUUGGGCAUUGCGGCAGAGUUCAUGCAGCUGUUUGGCGGAGAGACGUACUGGUGCGGCAUGUGGCAGUCCUCAUUCCCGGGCUGUCUCAUGUGGAAGAGAUGUUCCUCCAUUUUUGACCGAGAGCUCACCAGCAAGAAACAUCUGCCAUCGUGGUCUUGGACUUCGCAGAACGUGGAUAGUCUAAGCUCGGCCAAACUCGUCUUCGGGUCGGAUGUUGUACGCGAAGCACGUACUACUGACUUUGGGCUGACGAACAGCCUUCAGCAGUCUCCGAGGGGAAUGCACCUCAAUGGCCAGAUCUGGAUCGAAGGGCGACUAGUGAAAGACGCCGUACUCCAGGAUAGCCGAUACAGAACCGUUUUUAAACACGAAGUACUAGGCGAAGCGGCCGGUGAAGUGUCUUCAAACGACAUUAUCUGGUUCGACAACAUAUCGGACAAGCUCGCCAUGAAGCCACAAAAGGACUGGGGCCCCGGAAAUUCUACGUUGCAGCCCAUGACGCUCCUAGAAAUCCGAAACUUCUGGGAACACGGGAUCUAUGACUUCAACAUCGAGGGCCUUGUUCUGAGAACUAAGAGUGACCCCGGGAGACCUGGUGCGUACGAGAGGAUUGGAUGCUUCUCGCGUAGCAUAACAGCUUACGAGUUGGACUAUGACGAUUCCGUGGCCAAGGCAUGGUUUGAGAAGGUGGUAGUGCCCAAACACCAUCCAUUUGUUGGAGCGGACGUUGCGAAGAUUCUGCUGGUGUGA